AUGCUGAAUUCUGAACUGACAAAGUCAGAUGAUACUAUUCAUCUCUUUCUGAUGAUUGUCAUUGUGGUAGUGGCUGUAUCAGUGUCAGUAUCUGUUACUGCUGGCCUCUCAAUAUGUAUUAUUCGUUGUAAAGACCGGAGGAAUGCAUCACAUACAGAUGGCGUGAAUCCCCCUUGCAAAUGUGUUACGGAGCAUGGACAUUACAUGUGUUCUUCUCAACAGCCAAGUUAUUGGCCUGAUGACGCUGUUGCCCAAUCUACAGAGCCAGAAUCCUCACAAAGUCUCACAAGGAGAUCCCGGAGAGGACCACACCAAGGUGGAGAGUUGGGGAAUGGACAGAAAACUGCCGAUAGCGUUUAUCAGGAAAUUGGAGGUCGAGAAAAUGUACACAAACAGUUUAUGACCCCUGAUUGUCACAGUGAGAGGGAAGACGGCUGGAGUAUAGGGGACACGGAGCACAGUCAAGAAGGACAAGAUUUUAACUCUUCCCACCAUUAUAAACCCCUUUCAUCCCAGACUGGCCAGAGCUCACACAAGAAACCCAAACAACAAUCAUGCUUCUACCCUGGAGAUACAAAUAAUAUUUCCAGGCCUCUACACAAACCCAACAUUGGCCAUAUCCCUGAUUGUCUAUUGUCUUUCACCCGGGUUGUAACACCUGAAGAUGCUGGGUCCUAUGAGCUUGGGUUUGUUGUUAAGGAUAGUGGCACUCCGGCUUUGUCUGCAACAACUACUCUCUCUCUGAUGUUGACCGUAACAAACCAGACUUCAGAAGUUUCAAACACCAUCCAGUCACAGUCUGACGAGAAGGUGCACCAGCAAUUAUUUAUCAUUAUUGUGUUAAUAGCCGUGGCGGUGUCUGUUCCAAUUACGGCUGCCAUGUCAAUAUGCAUUAUUCGUUGUAAUGGCCGAAGAAAUGCAUCUCACCAAGACAGCCUGAACCCACCUUGCAAAUGUGUCACAGAACAUGGAAAUUACAUGUGUCCAUCUCAACAGCCAAGGUAUUGGCCUGAUGAUGUGGCUCAGUCAGCUGACCCUGAGCUCACCAGAAGUCUAACAAGGAGAUCAAAAAGAGAGCUACACCAGGGAGGAGAGCAGGGUAAUGGACAGAAAACUGCAGAUGGCAUGUAUCAGGAAAUUGGAGGCAAGUCUUGUGGCAGAGAGAAUGGACACAAACAGUUUAUGAGCCCAGACUGCCUUAAUGAGAGAGAAGAUGGCUUAAGCGGGGGAGAUGCAGGACACUGUCAAGACAGAGAAGAACACAUCUCACCACGGACUCCAGAGGAUACACAACACAGGUUUGCUUUUUGGACUUCCUACUACCAACUAGUGAAAAAACUUGCUGACCAUGUUAGUACCAGUGUUUGUAUUACUGUCUGUCUCAAAAGAUGUUUGGACAAUGUUAGAAAAGAAAAAACAACGUACAUAAGUGACCUUGCAGCUGAUAUGCACUUGAUGGACAGAGUCCCUCUCAAUGCUCGCAGCCAGGUUAUUGCUAAAGAUGGGGGAUCACCACCAAAACAAAGUGUUUUAGAUGUCCACAUCUCUAUCACUGAUGUCAAUGAUAACACUCCCGUUUUCUCUCAGAAUGUCUACAAUGUAUCUAUUAAAUAUGAAUAUAAUGAAGCAAUUCCAAUAACUGUUCUAUCAGCCAGGGAUUUGGACUCUGUGGACCAGGAAUCAACUAGGACAAUGUCCAGGAGAUCAGCAAGAGGACCAUACCCUACUGAAGAAUUGAAUAAAGGACUAAAAACUGCAGAUGGAGUCUACCAGGAAAUAGUAAGAACAUCUCGUGCAAAAGAAAAUGAACACAAACAAUUUAUGAAUCCAGACUGUCUCAGUGAAAGGGAGGAUGGCUGGAAUGGGGGAGGAGACAUAGAAAAUGGUCCGGAAGGGCUAGAUCUCAACACAUCCCAACCUUUUAAAUCUCCCUCAUCAAUGAUUGACCAGAUUCCACACAAAAGUACACAAAAGAAAUCUAAGCAACAAACACAUUUCUACCCUGGAAAUACAAACCAUAGUUCAUCCAGGUCUUUAUGCAAACCAAACAUUGGCCACAUCCCUGAUUGUAGUCAGUGGAUUGAUCUAAAACCAGCUGCAGUGGACAAUGGCAUUUCAGGCCCAUAUUCUCAACUUUGCAACUUAACAGAGAACAAGAAUUCAACUUCCAGCUCCCAUCAACGGGUUACAGUACCCCAUGCACAAUAUUUGGAUUAUCUAGGAUAA
This is a messenger RNA of Acanthosepion pharaonis, 2226 nucleotides long. The record is from the annotation of a GenBank genome assembly. NCBI's taxonomy places the organism in Eukaryota, Metazoa, Mollusca, Cephalopoda, Sepiida, Sepiidae.